Sinocyclocheilus anshuiensis is the source of this 2744-nucleotide messenger RNA. RefSeq names its product protein BANP. Gene Ontology annotation, biological process: negative regulation of protein catabolic process; protein localization to nucleus. The record is from RefSeq and is a predicted model, not a curated record. The transcript has 13 exons. NCBI's taxonomy places the organism in Eukaryota, Metazoa, Chordata, Actinopteri, Cypriniformes, Cyprinidae. Bases 428 to 1957 code for a protein of 509 amino acids. Gene Ontology annotation, molecular function: DNA binding.
GAAAUAUUCUGUUCUGAAUGAUUACCAUAUUCAUGUACAAAGGUGAGUGAUAAUUAAGAAUAGAUUAGAUGGAUAUAUGUGUAUGUGUGCUUUGAAUGGAAGUAAAGUCAGAAUGGCAAGAUAUUGUUACCGAUAAAUGAGCAUUCAUGACAUGCACAUGUGCUAUGAAUAAAAAUAAGGGCAUUUGCAUUGUACAUGUGCUAAAAGUCAUGGCUUUGUCGAUUUCUCCCAGAGUAUUUACAUAAAAAGAGAAAUCAUAAACCUGAAUACUGUAAAACUCUUUAUUUCGCCGUCGUAGAACAGCCGCCACAUUCUGUGCGCAUGCGCAGUGAGAGCAGCGAGCGGCUCGGGCUUUUCUCUCGCGAGGAAGGACGCCAUUAUCGGAUCCUCACAAACAACACGAGAACUCCUCAUUCACACGGUUUGAAUGAUGGCAGAGCAAGAUUUGGUGGAGAUAGUCCAGAUCGCAGUGGCAGAUUUGAAUCAUGAAGAACACCAAACAGAUGUCCUGGAGAAUAAUGAAGACGCUGAUCAACCAGGCAGGAAACGAGCAAGGAUGGACAUUAGCCAAGAAACAUCUAUUAAGUCGAUGCUGGUGUCUAUCAGUCAGGCUAUCUGCCAGCGGCUGGACAGCAUGGAGGCCAAGCUGCAGGUGCUUGAGACCACCUGUCGAGGUUUAGUCGAGAAGCUGGACACAGUGAUGGGGAAAAACCAGUCGACGAUCCAGGUCCCCAUGGUGUCAGGCUCCCCGUUUGGAGCCACUCAGACUUGUGAUAAAGUACGCUGUGUUGUUCCUCAGACAAACGUUAUAGUGAGUGGAGACCGGCCGAAGACGCGGGAGGAAACUUCACCGCGCGCCUCAGACUCUUUAGAGAACCUGCUCAGCAAUACUGUUGGGCGAGGAAGGCAGAAGACGAUAGUGCUGAAGGUUCCCGUCCAGGAAGAGGUUCCGGAAGAUCAGGAAAGUGGCUCUGAAACGAGCGAUUCGGUGUCCAACAGCGGCCAGCCGUUAUCUCAGAAUACCAACAACGUAACGCUCAUCACUCUCAACUCAGAGGAGGACUAUCCGGCAGGAACGUGGCUGGGUGAUGAGAACAACCCUGAGAUGCGCGUGCGCUGUCCGGUAUCUCCAGCGGACAUGCUGCACAUCAGCACCAACUGUCGCACGGCAGAGAAACUGGCCCUGACGCUGCUGGACUACCUGUUCCACCGCGAGGUGCAGGCCGUCUCCAACCUCUCCGGACAGGGGAAGCACGGCAAGAAACAGCUGGACCCGCUCAUGAUCUACGGCAUCCGAUGUCACCUGUUCCACAAGUUCACCAUUACAGAGUCCGACUGGUACCGCAUCAAGCAGAGCAUCGACUCCAAGUGUCGCACCGCUUGGCGCCGGAAGCAGCGAGGACAGAGUUUGGCGGUUAAGAGUUUCUCACGACGAACCCCCGCCUCGCAGAGCAGCCCAGAUGGAGUCUCGGCCGCAGAGACGUCAGCUAUCGAGACCUCUACCCAGCAGGCCUUGCACUACGCGCUGGCUGGAGCCACACAACAAGUCCAGAUCCACCGUAUUGGAGAAGACGGGCAGGUGCAAGUUAUACCGCAGGGACACCUCCACAUUGCUCAGGUGCCACAGGGCGAACAGGUGCAGAUCACGCAGGACAGCGAGGGCAACCUACAGAUCCACCAAGUACAUGUUGGGCAAGAUGGCCAGGUAAAUGUUCUAAGAGGACCACAGCUCAUCGCAGUGGCGUCGACCGACGGGACGGGCGGGGUUGACGCAUCUCCUCUCCAGGGUAACGAUAUUCAGGUGCAAUACGUCCAGCUGGGAACGGUGACCGACCACACAGUACAAGCUGAAGCUCUGACUCCAGCGCUGCAGGCGGAGAUGGGUGUGAAGGAGGCCAUUCAGCUCCAGCAAGCCGAGAACGGAGAAGUGGUUCAGAUCCAGAUGCCAGGCACUUGAGCCACUCACGUGCAAACUUCUCACGUGUGCGUAAACAAAGAUAUUCGGCUAGAGCGUCAAGGAGAGGGAGAAACCGAGGAGUGUGGCCACUCAAACUCAAAUUCUCAACCAAAACCACCACCGUCAGUCAACAGUUAUUGACUAAAUCCAAGUAAAACAAAUGCAAUUUGUUGUAACAUGUCAGCUCGUAUGGAAACUACUGGCCGUCCCCCACCAAUAACAAUCACUGCGUCCCGUCUGCUUAGUAACGAAUAAGCAAUGCUGGCUUCAUCGCUGGUUCCUCCAACUUCUCUGACACUGAUCAAAACAGUAAAAAACAGAAGGCUUUUUCCUCUCCGGUCUAUCUGAAGUACCUCACAUGCAAAGAACAAGCAUGUUUAACUAAAGAUUCAAGCAGACAGUCAAGUUACUGGGCUUAAAUCGGUCACAAGUGUAAUUUUUAGUACAUGAGCGUCACACUUUGUAGGCUUUGCCUAUCUGAUAUUACAAAAAAGCAGCAGUGUAAAAUAUGCUUCAAUUCAUAAUCCAAGAUUUUUGUGUUUUGCUAUCCUUUUGUGAUUUUUGUGUGUGCGUGUGUGUUUGUAUCGGUGGAGAUCUGGGGGUUUAUUUCAGGGCCGCCCCGUCUUCGUUUAUCAGUAAUUAAUUUGUUUUCAUAAUGGUUAGUCUAAAUAUUUUUUGUUUCAUGUAACAUUAUUGUAUGGAAAAAAAACUACUGAACGUUUUGUGGAGAUUUUGUAGGGCAGUUUACUGAUACACAGGAAAAUAUGACAACAAUGAACUGUGUUAA